AUGGCAGAAAGCCAGCCUGUCGGUGAUGCCGCUGCAAGGACAGUACCGGCUGUCGGGACAGCACCCGCGAAGGCACCCUUCCAGCUUCCUGCAGCGACGGUAGAAGACGACGAGGAUUUUCCCGACCCGGAUGAGGACGACCUCGAUGACCUUGACGACCUGCUCGACGACUUCUCCGCAGCCAAGAUUGAGCACAAGACACCGGCAGUCCCACCUCCACCUGGCCGGCCUGCAGAACCGAUGGUCGACGAUGAUCUCGUGCCAAGCCUCCAAGACAUGCUGCAGGACGACGACUUUACCAAGCAGCUGCAGGCGGGCAUGGCCGGCCUGUUGGGAGAGAUCCAGACAUCGCCGGAGAUGCAGGCGCAGCUUGAUAGCCUCUUCAAGGAGCUGGGCGAAGCGGCAGCAGGUUCAGGUGAAGACGACGUAGCAGCAGCAGCAGCAGCAGCAGCAGUGCCUGCGCCAUCUGAGAAGACGGUCCCGGCAGCCGCCGUGACAGAGGCAGCAAUAGUAGGGGCUGGCGUGGCCACAGCAGCCGCGACAAAAUCAAAAACAAAAGCAAAGGCGAAGGCAGCUCCGACUGCGUCAGAAGCGUCCUUCCAGGAGACCAUCCGGCGCACAAUGGAGCGGAUGCAGGCCUCGGGCGAGCAGGCGACGGCGGCGGCGACAGCAGACACCAACAGCGCCGACGACCUGCUGACAGAGUUCAUGAAGCAGAUGCAGUCGGGCGGGCUUGGCAGCGGGGCCAACGAGGACGAGCUGUCCAAGAUGCUGGUCGGCAUGAUGGAGGAGCUGACUAACCGGGAGAUCCUGUACGAGCCGAUGAAGGAGCUCAGCGACAAGUUCCCCGCCUGGUUGGAGCAGAACCGGGCGGCCACGGCGCCCGCUGACCUCAAACGCUACGAGGAGCAGCAGGCCAUCGUCAGGGACAUUGUCGCGCGAUUCGAGCUGCCCACGUACUCAGACACCAACCCGGCCGACCGCGAGUACAUCGUCGACCGGAUGCAGAAGAUGCAAGCCGCAGGAUCGCCACCACCGGACCUUGUCGGCGACAUGCCGGGGGCCCAGGACCCGCUGGCACCACCGGAUGAGAGUUGCAACCCCCAAUGA
Molecule: messenger RNA, 1110 nt
Organism: Grosmannia clavigera kw1407
Lineage: Eukaryota; Fungi; Ascomycota; Sordariomycetes; Ophiostomatales; Ophiostomataceae
Product: peroxisomal membrane protein receptor
Exons: 4
Coding region: 1-1110 (369 amino acids)
Biological process (GO): protein import into peroxisome membrane
Cellular component (GO): peroxisome; peroxisomal membrane
Source: RefSeq, a predicted model, not a curated record